Molecule: messenger RNA, 1661 nt
Organism: Impatiens glandulifera
Lineage: Eukaryota; Viridiplantae; Streptophyta; Magnoliopsida; Ericales; Balsaminaceae
Product: galacturonokinase
Exons: 14
Coding region: 161-1462 (433 amino acids)
Biological process (GO): galactose metabolic process
Cellular component (GO): cytosol; cytoplasm
Molecular function (GO): ATP binding; galactokinase activity
Source: RefSeq, a predicted model, not a curated record
GUUCUUCAUUACUAGAUGCGUUACAUUAAAGUUCACUCUAAUCUCUCUUUCUCUCUCUCUCUAUCGCUAUGGAUUAAGGUCUACAGGUUUCAAUCGGUGAAGCUGUAAAGUUGCUAACUAAAAUCGAUAUACAGUCUGUAGAUCGUUGUAAUUGAAGAAUAUGGAGGCAUCGUCUUGGCCUUCAAAAGCGAAGGUUGAUGAAAUAAGGAAGACGGUUGCUGAACUAUCAGCUAGAAGUGCUGAUGAGGUGAAAAUUGUAAUAUCUCCUUACAGAAUUUGUCCAUUGGGAGCACACAUUGAUCAUCAGGGUGGAACCGUUACCGCUAUGACAAUUGACAAGGGCAUACUUCUGGCUUUUGUUCCUUCAGGAGAUUCCCAGGUUUUACUACGUUCAGGACAGUUUAAAGGAGAAGUUAGAUUCAGUGUUGAUCAAAUUCUGCUCCCAAGGAAUGAGAUUAUAGAGAGUGCUCAAAAAAGUAACGUAGAACUAGAUGAAGAAUGUAAAUGGGGAACCUAUGCUAGAGGAGCUGUAUAUGCACUACAAAGAAGAGGAAACAAACUAACCCAGGGUAUCAUUGGAUUCAUAUGUGGCUCCGAAGGUCUGGAUAGUUCGGGUCUUAGCUCAUCUGCUGCAGUUGGAGUUGCUUACUUGUUAGCUUUCGAAAGAGCAAACAAUCUUGCAGUGCCUCAUAUUGAAAAUAUCGAGUAUGAUAGGCUCAUUGAAAAUGAAUAUUUAGGUCUGAAGAAUGGGAUCUUAGAUCAAUCAGCUAUUCUCCUUUCAAGCUAUGGCUGUCUGACAUGUAUGAACUGUAAGACCAAGGAGCACAAACUUAUACGCCUACCGAAGUACCAAUUCCAUGAUAAUGGUACACAGAAAGCUUACAAGAUAUUGUUAGCAUCUUCUGGCUUGAAGCAAGCAUUGACAAGUAAUUCUGGAUAUAAUUCCCGUGUUGCAGAGUGUCGCGAGUCUGCAAGACUUCUUUUACAUGCGUCUGGGAAUGAAGUCAUGGAGCAUGUCCUAUCGAAUGUUGAACCAGAAAGUUAUGAAUUACACAAGUGCAAACUUGAUCCCACUUUAGCUAAGAGGGCUGAACACUACUUUUCAGAAGAAGUUCGGGUAAAAAAAGGACUUGAAGCAUGGGCUUCUGGUAAACUAGAGGAAUUUGGGAAACUCAUUUCAGCUUCUGGUCUUAGUUCAAUCCAAAAAUAUGAAUGUGGAUGUGAACCUUUGAUACAACUGUAUGAGAUUAUCCUAAGAGCACCAGGAGUGUAUGGAUGUCGGUUCAGUGGUGCGGGGUUCAGAGGCUGCUGCAUUGCAUUUGUAGAUGCAGCCCGUGCAGAGCAAGCUGCAUCUUUUGUGAGGACCGAAUAUCGUAAGGCCCAACCUGAAUUGAUUGGUCAAAUCAGCCCUGAGAAAGCAGUUAUCAUAUGCGACGCGGGUGACUGUGCUCGGGUAAUUUGAUUCUGUGAGUCUUCACAUCCUUAUUCAUUUGGUUAAUUUUUAUAACUUUUUUCCCUUUCUUAUUUCUCAAGUUUAUUUUACUAUUAAAUUCAUUUGUGAUUUCAUAGAAAAAAGUUCAUUUGAUCUUUUUCCCCCAUAUUUUUGUGUAACUAUAAAGUGUGAGCAUAAAUAAAACUAAAAUAAAAGUAACCUUUUUGCA